Molecule: messenger RNA, 546 nt
Organism: Sarcophilus harrisii (Tasmanian devil)
Lineage: Eukaryota; Metazoa; Chordata; Mammalia; Dasyuromorphia; Dasyuridae
Product: sel1-repeat-containing protein YbeT-like
Exons: 5
Coding region: 1-489 (162 amino acids)
Molecular function (GO): protein binding
Source: RefSeq, a predicted model, not a curated record
AUGAUGCCUUCACUACUUCAAAAACGUAAAGGAAGGGCCCAGGCAAGAAACAGGGAAUUUUUCAGAGCACGGAUGUCACAGGGGACCAAGAAGCACACUCCUGUUCCAUGGAGUAAAUGUGAGGUACUGAUUAUAAUGGGUUCCCUGGUCUUCCUGCUUUACAUCUGGCAGUAUUAUGAAAAUUUCCAUUUCCAGGUGGUUCACAUGUAUGCCCAUUUGGGGUACCCUAAUGCCCAGCACAUCUUAGGACAGAGAUAUCUGAAAGGAGCUGGUGUAGUCAAGAAUGAAGAGAUGGCAAUGCACUGGUUUAGAAAAGCCUCCCAGCAGGGUCACCCUCAUUCUUCCUUUAACCUGGCAGUUUGGAAGCUAAAAAACAGAACUCUGGCACUUGAAGAAGGGGAAGUAGAGAUGCUUCUUGGUGUGGCUGCUGAUCAGGGACUUCCAGAGGCCCAGGAACUAUUGGAGAACCUUAUUCAAGGGAAAAAAUAAACCAUCACUCCUAGAGAUUACUGGGAGUUCUCACAAACCAUAACCUAGGUCCUAAAU